Capsella rubella is the source of this 1275-nucleotide messenger RNA. RefSeq lists its product as uncharacterized. The coding region runs from base 87 to 1175 and encodes 362 amino acids. The record is from RefSeq and is a predicted model, not a curated record. NCBI's taxonomy places the organism in Eukaryota, Viridiplantae, Streptophyta, Magnoliopsida, Brassicales, Brassicaceae. The transcript has 7 exons.
AAUAUAAAUGCUUGAGUGUAAGAUCUAAAAAUAGAUAUUACAAAUAAUACUAUCAUACGAUCUUUCAAAAUAUUGAUCAUAAAUCCAUGGAUUUCGUUCUUAGACUCGUCACACUUCUAGUCUCAUUCUCAUUACUUCAAUCCAGAGAAGUUUUGAAAUCUAUCAAGUUAAAUGAGAAAAUGAUAUACCAUUGUGUGGAAAUCUACAAACAGCCUUCGUUAAAUCAUCCACUACUCAAGAAUCACAAAAUUCAGAUGAAACCUUCUUUCGCAAUUUCUGAACCGGAAAACAAAGUUAAAAGCAGAAGGUAUGAUCAAAAUGUCAUUGAUUGUCCAAACGGAACAGUUCCAAUAUUGAAGAAUACAAAAGAGUAUGUUCGAAAUGCUCAAUAUUUCGCAGCAAAGCGUUUAAAUCCGCUCACAGUUGUAAGACCUGGAGAACAUAUUGCAGUUGUUAGAUCACGAGGUCAAGGUCCUUAUCAUGGUGUUGCCGCUCCGAUAAGUAUUCAUGACUUGAACAUCAGUAGUGACCAGUAUUCAUCUGCUAACAUAUUUGUAGGAAGUACAGCCAACAACAACACAUUCAAUUUAAUUGAAACUGGGUGGAUGGUAAAUCCAAGUAUGUUUGGCGAUGGGCGGACAUGGGGUUAUGGGUAUUGGAAGGGUGCCGAAGGAGCAGGUUGUUAUAAUACCAUAUGUCCUGGUUUUAUUCAAGUAUCAGAAACUGUACAUUUAAGUGGACCUUUACGUGAAACUCAUGAUCCCAAUAAUAGAUAUAUCAAUGUCGGUCUUCAACAGGAUAAAAUAUCGGGAAAUUGGUGGGCAUCGGAUAUAAACAAGCACAAACCAGAUACAUAUAUUGGUUACUGGCCAAAAGAGAUGUUUGAUUUAAUAGCAAAUGCUGCAGACAUAGUUGGAGUUGGAGGAGUAGUUCAAGCUUCUCCUACAGGCAAAAGUCCACCAAUGGGUAAUGGUCAUCUACCAGCAUUAUACGCGUUUUACUCGGCACGUAUUCCUGACCUGCACAUCAUGGAUGCUAGUCGUAAAUUCAGGCGACAUAAAAAAUUUAAGCUGGAGAUGCUUGUAGACAGUAAGAAAUGUUAUGGUCUUAGAAAGGAUAAAAUUACUAGUAUGUUCUUAUUUGGUGGACCGGGAGGGGAUGCUUGUGGAAUCUAAUAUUUAUGUGAUAUAUAUGAUGAUGUUCAAUUCGUCUUUCGAAUAAAAUAUGCCAUUUAAAUAAAAAUACCCCUCAAGUCUUAGAGGAAAUGUCAAAAGA